Messenger RNA from Symbiodinium pilosum, 1734 nucleotides. The record is from the annotation of a GenBank genome assembly. Lineage: Eukaryota; Dinophyceae; Suessiales; Symbiodiniaceae.
AUGGGGGACCUGCUGCUGGAGGGCAUGACUGACAAGAACUACCUCGUGGGGCUGCGCUGGCUAUCAGGGGUGGCACUGGGCUCAGGAGACACGAGGCCAAAGGCUCAGCGGCUGCGACAGCGCAUCGCGGAGGAAAUUGACCUUGACAUGCGUCGCACAUUUCCAGGUCAUCCCAGAGAGGCUGCUCUGCAAAUUGCGGCGCGUGAUAUACUGCGCAUGUUGUGUUGCGCCCGGAACAGGGACACGGGCUACACACAGGGCCUGAACUUCACUGCGGCUGUUCUUUGCUCGGUGAUGCCUCGGGAUGAUGCGUUCUGGUGCCUGGCUGCCUUGUCUGAGAACCUGGCAGGUCACUUCCUGAAAGGUGGCUCACUUCAAGGAGUUCUCGUGGACUCCGAUUGUACAGACUGGCUUGUCGGCGAGCUGGACGCCAAGCGAGCUGCAAAACUCCGCGCGUUGCGGGGCUACUCGCCGGCGCUGCUCUUCUCCAAGCCUUUGUGCACGCUUCUGGCAGGGUGUAUGCCAAUCGAUGCUGCCUUGCAGUGCUGGCAGGCGGUGCUGUCUGCCCCAUGCCCGCGGAUCCUGAUGCUGAGAAUACUGGCAGCUUUCGUACUUGAGGUGGACAUGAAGACCAUCCCCACCAACAACGGAGGGGCCUCCGAGGUGUCGGUUUUGCUCCAUUCGCUGCAGAAAUGUUUCCAAGGGACUUAUGAUGCCAAGACCUUGGUGGCUGCAGCAGAGUACAGUGCCCUCACAGUUCCCGACUCUGCCAUCAAGGAGCGCUUGGCCCACAAAAUGAUAAACUUCUGCUUGCGCAGCACACGCACCACGCGAAGGGAGGCGCUCCAGACAGCAGAGGAGCGUGUGCGGCGCCUUGCUGCUGAAUCUCGAGCGCGACGUAGCCGCAGUGCUGCAGUUCGCUUCAGACGGCAUGCUGGCUUGGCGGUGUCGCAGUUGCUUGGCAGGAUCCGGGAGAUGUGUGCAGAGGCUGGCGAUGAGCUCAUGAUGGAAGGUGAGUUCCUGUCUGAGCUGCAGGGGCCCUUCUCCUUGGGCUCUCAGGCUUUGGAGGGACCAGCGUCUGCCUUUCUCACUGCGGUGUUCCUGGACCUGGAUGCGGCAAAGACUGGCCAGGUCCUCCGGAAGCAUGCCUUGAUUUCGUUGGCACUGCUACUUGGAGAUUCCCUCAGUGACCGUGUGGCCACGCUGCUGAGUUUGCUGGGUCAGAACCUGGGGAGUGCGGAAGCGACGGAUGGAAUGGAUGGAGGAAGUAUCUCCCAAGCGGAGUUGGCAGCCUUGGUUCAUGCGAUUCAGGAGGAGAACAGUGAGAGCGCAUUAGCCAUCUCGGAGGACAUCGUGAAGGAUUGUGAUUUGGAUCAGAAAGCCUUCAUGAAUGCGCUACUGGCGUUGCCGCCGCUUGCGCUGGAAACCCUUUCUAUGGAUGCAACGCCGAAGGCCGACACCCAAAGUUCCUUCACCAGUGCUGGCACCUCUUUCGGGAGCCUGAUGGCACCCACUUGGGUCUGCAACAGCGGCCUGUACUGCCAGUCCUGCUCCAUCACCUUCACCUGUGUGCGCCGACGCCAUCACUGUCGAGCUUGCGGGCGGCUCCUCUGCAAUGCAUGCAGCCUGCAGCGCUUGCCUUUGUCAAUCCUGGGCUACCUGCAGCCUGUGCGAGUCUGUGACGAUUGCUGCAUAGUGCUCUGCCCAGGGCAAUCUUCCCCAAGGCAUGCAUAG